CUUUUCUACAAACACGACGACUUUUGAGCGAGGACGACACCACCUCCUCCCCUCCGGCCACUGACUGGCAGUGGUUGUCGUCUGUGCGUGACAGGUCGAAGGACUGCCGUGAUCAGCGAUGGGCAGUGUGAGGCGCAUACGCGCCACAGAGUCGUUUGUUCUCACAGCGGCAGGGAUCAGCCCCAAGGACAAAGGGCGAGUGAGGGCGCUCUCGCUGCCCGGGUCUCAUGUGGAGAAGAUUGAGACACUUGGGCUGUCGCUUGCCCACAUGCACCGCAUCCGUGACCUGGACCUUUCCUGCAACGCGCUGGAAUCAACCGAAGGGCUCGAACACUUGGCGGAACUGAUGACCCUCAACUUGUACUUCAACAACGUCUCCUCGCGCCAAGAGCUGCUGCGCCUCAAACACAACCGCAAGCUGCGUGAACUUGACCUUCGCUUGAAUCCCGUCUGCUCAGACCGCAACUACAGGCUGUUCACCGUGUUCCACCUGCCCUGGCUUCAAACGCUGGACGACGUGGAAGUGACUGACCGAGAACAAAGUGCUGCGAAACAGAUCUUCGGCGACACCACAGUACAGCUUAGCAGCAUGCUCAAGAGCGACUUUCGAACCGCUGCCUCGAGUAUGCGGUCAAGCGGGCGGCGGCGCGGCGCUGAAGUGGCUGAUGAUGAUGAUGGCGAUGAUGACAAUGAUGAUGGCAUUGGCAGUGACGGUGUGACGCGUCGUGGCGGUCGUGGUGAUGGUCGUGGUGGUGGUCGUGGUGAUGGUGAUGCAGUGCGGCGCAUGCUGAACGCAAGUCGCGCUCGUUUACGCGGUGAUGUACGCGCCGGUCCCAGUGGCAAUGGUGGUGGCGGUGGUGGUGAUUAUGAUGGCGGUGAUGGCGAUGUGAACAGCAGUCACGGCAGCGGCAGCCAGCCGCUCCACAUUGACGCCCUCGCCGUGGACUCUGUCAGCAGCACGGCCAGCGCACACGCGAGCAGGCGUCGGCGACCGUCACCGCUCGGUCGCAGUCGUGCAUCAUCAACAGCAGCAGCGGUAGCAGGUGGGGCGGGCGGUAGGCGUGGGGAUAGAAAGGGUGAUCGUGCAGUGGGCGCCGUGGGUGCGGUGGGUGCGGUGGGUGCGGUGGGUGCUGGGGUGCCAGUGGACAGCGCCGUUGGCGGAGAAAUGGGGCCGACCAGUCGCCGGCAUGGACGCGAUCACGUUGACGGCACUGCAGCCCUCACUCCAGCCGCAUCCACUCGAUCAACAGCACCACGCCACGACAACACCGACGGCGAUGGUGGCGGUGGUGGAAAUGGUGCUGAGGAUGGUGAUGAUGGUGGUGGUGGUGGGUAUGAUGGUGGGUAUGGUGAUGGUGGCGAUGAUGAGAUGUCGAUUGCGGCGUCCAUACAGCUGCAGCGGUGCGUGUCUGAGAUUAUGGCGCUGUGCCGGCGGGCGGUGCUCAAUCCCGAGACGAUGGACGACGCGUUUCAGUCGCGUAUCAGCAGCAGCGUCAUGCAGCACGUGAUUGCUCCCCACCGCCGCCGCCUCCACGACGCAGAAGCCCUGCAGGAGAGCCUUGAUCGGACGGUGCUGCAUCUGCAACGGGAGGAGGAAGAGCGACGACGCGCUGUUGACGAGACAAUCCGCACCAACACUGCCAUUAAGAACAUGAUACAGGAAAUGGGGCUACCUCUCGACCACACGCUCAAGCCGCUGGACGCGAUGAAGCAAGUCCUCCUCGAUGCUCGCGAGGCUUCGGAAAGCCCGCAGUUGGCAGCAGAGAACGCACAUCUCAAAGCCCAGCUGCAGGCACGUAUACCAGAGUCUCGAGCCGCGGAAGCGAGGCAGGAGGCGUGCUUGAAAGACCUGCAGGAGGCACAGGAGAUGUUACGCCAAAGUCACAGGUCGCUCACGCUGAGCAAUGAUCAGUUGUUACGAGAGCUCGAGGAGACACGCAGCUCGCACCAACGGGAAAUGGAUCGAAUGCAAUGGAACUUUGAGGAGCUGCAGCGCACCAUGGAUAUGAUCAAGUCACAGAGCCCCCACCAGCAAUCAGGGGACGCGUCAUGGCAACAUCGACAGCAGGAACAACAACAGGAGCGAUUAUGA
Messenger RNA from Salpingoeca rosetta, 2092 nucleotides. RefSeq lists its product as uncharacterized. Lineage: Eukaryota; Choanoflagellata; Craspedida; Salpingoecidae. The transcript has 14 exons. Gene Ontology annotation, molecular function: protein binding. The record is from RefSeq and is a predicted model, not a curated record. The coding region runs from base 119 to 2092 and encodes 657 amino acids.